UUCCUUCAGAACCCCGGGUAACAGUAGAUAAUACAGUGGUUGAAAAUGGAACCACUAUCGGCCCAUUUCUUGAAGGGAACACCAUGGUUCUCAAGUGCAAGUCCUCUGGAGGAAGGCCUGCACCGGAAGUGACGUGGUGGAAUGGGACCUCACACUUGCCGAAGAAGACAUUACGUACCCCAGGUAACCAAGGUGGUAUCGAUGUGGUUUCUACUUUGCGAUUUAUCCUCUCACGGUGGGACUUAGACGCCAAAUUGAUGUGUUUUGUCAACAGCACCGCUACUUCGACAUCCAUCUCUAAAUGGGUAAAAUUAAACAUCCAUGUUCGCCCCUUGGGUCUGAGAGUUCGGGGUCGAUCAGCUCCGGUUGUGGAAGGAGAAAUGGUUUCUAUAACUUGUACUGUAGAGGGCGCUCGUCCAGCAGCAAAUAUCACCUGGUACAAUCGGUCAGAAGUCGUUCGGCCUCAACCAAUAACAAGCAAGGAUUUGAUGAGUGACGGAACCUAUCGUACCACAAGCACUCUCGUGUUUAUAGCUUCUAGACAUGAUCAUCGUGGGGAAUUCUUCUGUAAGGGGACCAACAACGUCAUCAAAAAACGACUAGAAACACCUCUUUUAGAAGCAACCACCUUAGAAGUUCUUUUUCCUCCAGCGGUCGAAGUGUUACCCCGAGGAUACUAUCCUGUGAACGAGUCUGACGAAGCCGUCUUAACUUGCUAUUUCAACGCCAAUCCACCGAACGUGACAGAGAUCGUGUGGUUCAAAGACAACAGAAUUCUGUCUCAAGCUCGGACAGAGCGUUUUCGUCUAACUAAAAACCCUAUACCGAAGUUAGACAUCAAAAGCGUCAGACGAGAGGAUGCCGGGGUUUAUAGCUGCCAAGUGAAAAACGCUUACGGAAGAGGGACGUCUUUCAAUUUUGUGCAUUUGGAUGUUUUAUAUCCUUCACAAGUCAGUCUGAUAAUAAACCCUCCCAUAGCUAUAGAGGGAACGAACUCCUCUGUGUUCCUAACGUGCGACACCUUGGAAGGUAACCCUAAAAACCUUACCGGAGUGAACUGGUACAAGGACGGGAAGUUUCUGGAAGAAAGCACAGUCAGCAGGUUGAUCUUCGUAGGAGUUAAGAGACAUUUCACUGGUAACUAUUCCUGUCAGGGGUUGAACGAGGCCGGCUGGAGUUCGAUGUCCUCCUCUGAGGGGUUGAUAGUGCAAUAUCCCCCUGGUGUUGCUACAGUGCUACCUCCAGACCAAAGAAUAGUUAAAGGACAUCCAGUAACUUUGUACUGUGAGGUCAGUGACCUGGGAUUUCCGCUGGCUGGUUUUUAUCACUGGGAAAAAGAUGGCGUGGUGCUGAAUUCCACUUCUAAUUUAUAUAUCAGCGAGCCCGUUUCGGUGGCGACUGAAGGCAAUUACUCUUGCUCUGCAGUGAAUGAAGUGGCGAUUGGAAGCUCAGUCCUUUACCAUCUGGAUGCCUUUGCACCUCCCAGGUUUGUGGAGAAGUUACCUGCCAUAGGGGGUGCUCUACGAAAUAUUCACACUGUAAACUUAAGGUGCAGGGUGGAGUGCGAACCUUUAUGUGACGUCAUGUGGUAUAGAAAUGAUGAGAACCUCAAUGGUUCGAAGUUUUUCUUCAGUGAAACGGUUGAACAACCACCAGACAUCGAGAGGAACACAUUCAAGUCUGUAAUUAGUGUUUUAUCUUGGAACAUGAGUCUCCUGCCUUCCCUGAGUUUUGACUUCAACAACUUCACUUGUAAAACUACGGCUAAUAAAGUGGGUAAAGGCGUUUCUAGCAGCAUGAUCUUCCGUCUAGAAUAUCCUCCUGAGGACAUCAAGAUUUCGAUGGUUCAGCUGGAGAUUUUGGAGGGAGAGGUCCCGGAGGAUCUGGUGUGUUCAGCCUCUGCUCAUCCCGAUGGAGAAUACAUUUGGCUCCAGAAAGGCGAACCUGUUUCCCAAGGUCCGGUGUUGUCGUUUAAUUCGUCUUUGUCUAAGGAAAUGGCGGGAAACUACACAUGUGUUGUCAGCAACAGACACGGUAGAGCGAAAACCGCGGCUGUGAUUCGGGUUCUUCAUAAGCCUGAGUGCAUGAUAAGAAGAGGAUACGACCAGUCUGGAACCCUGAUUUUAACCUGUCAGGCCCAUUCCCAACCUGGUGUCGUGAACUUCACGUGGUACAGGAACAACUCGACUGUCCAUGUUUACCACGUGACUGAUGGAGCUAGUCACAGCGUCUUGAAGCUCUCUAAAGAAAGGUCAAGCAGCACCAGUAGCUACUCCUGUGUUGCAGCGAAUGUGAUUGGCCAGUCCGAUCCGUGUUACGUCCCUCUCACCGACUUUCCGUCGCCGGAAGGAUGGGUCCAGCUGUUGCUGAGAGAAGAGAAUCUCGUCAUUGUGGCGGGAGUUGCUGGGGGGUUAGUAGUUCUAGUGGUGGUCUUAGUAACCUGUUUGAUUGCCGUCCUGCUUAAACGACGAAUGCGAGGAAACAGAAAGACAGAUUUAGUGCAACGUCAAAUACCCGAGGGGAAGGAAUUAACUGCCGAUGACACCCCAGGUGGAGCAUCCCCUCUAUUGACUACCCUCGAUAAACCUGAUGGCAGUCCUCUAUUGAGACACAUUGUUGGAGACCGAAACUGUGCUGAUGUGGCAAGUGAAGACCACGUGAUCUCCCGAAACUUUCCUUUAAGCCGAAGUGGAAACGACCGCAGAUGACAAGAUAAUUAAAGCAGCACUGAUCACCCCCUCAGAAACAUUGGAUCUUCCUUGCUCACCAUUUGGACGAGGAGACGCUGAUUGUUUAGACGUGUAUGUUAUAAAAAAGAAAGAGGGGUGAUAAGGUUUUGAAUAAGUAACCGGUAAGAGUUAAAAAUGCUGGAUUUUUUAUGAGAGAAAUAUUUAUUUUUAGAUACUUUCUCCCAGACGUUUUAAGAGAUGCUGACGGAACUAUGGUGAUGGAAUUAUUAGUAAUUAAGAAAUGUUUAAAGAACAAUUUGUCCUUAAUUUGAAGCUAUUUCUAAAACGUGUAUGUACGUAUAUUUGAGCCCAAGAAAAUAAUAAAAACCGGUACGAAGUGACC
Limulus polyphemus (Atlantic horseshoe crab) is the source of this 3072-nucleotide messenger RNA. Its product is annotated as hemicentin-1-like. Gene Ontology annotation, molecular function: cell adhesion molecule binding. Gene Ontology annotation, cellular component: cell-cell junction. The record is from RefSeq and is a predicted model, not a curated record. NCBI's taxonomy places the organism in Eukaryota, Metazoa, Arthropoda, Merostomata, Xiphosura, Limulidae. Gene Ontology annotation, biological process: cell-cell adhesion. The transcript has 13 exons. Bases 84 to 2708 code for a protein of 874 amino acids.